Aspergillus homomorphus CBS 101889 is the source of this 3244-nucleotide messenger RNA. Its product is annotated as coatomer subunit beta. Gene Ontology annotation, biological process: endoplasmic reticulum to Golgi vesicle-mediated transport; intra-Golgi vesicle-mediated transport; intracellular protein transport. The transcript is spliced from 6 exons. NCBI's taxonomy places the organism in Eukaryota, Fungi, Ascomycota, Eurotiomycetes, Eurotiales, Aspergillaceae. The record is from RefSeq and is a predicted model, not a curated record. Bases 177 to 3044 code for a protein of 955 amino acids. Gene Ontology annotation, molecular function: structural molecule activity. Gene Ontology annotation, cellular component: COPI vesicle coat; cytoplasm.
CCCCCUCCGAUUGUCAACAUCUUGCACUGAUGAACGCUAGGCAGGUGAGGGGAGUCCAGCUAUACUAAUUCAAUCUUUUUGAUUUCACUCCGAGUUAUCAUCGGGGAGAGUUGACCUGCUCUCCGCCCUCCUGACCCUCCCUGUUACGGCCAUUCGCUCCCACCACUCCAACCACAAUGGCGUCCUUCCUGGAGAACGCAUACAGCUUGGUCCAUCUGGACAACACUGCAGAUCAGCCCUCGUUGCAGGAGCUGAAGUUGCAGUUAGAGAAGGGUACCGAUGAGACCAAGAUGGACACCAUGAGGCGGAUCAUUACGAUCAUGCUCAAUGGAGAUCCGAUGCCUCAGCUGCUUAUGCAUAUCAUUCGCUUCGUCAUGCCUUCCCGGAGCAAGCCUCUCAAGAAACUCCUUUACUUCUACUACGAGAUUUGCCCGAAAAUUGACACAAAUGGCAAACUCAAGCAAGAGAUGAUCUUGGUCUGUAACGGCAUUCGCAACGAUCUUCAGCACCCCAACGAGUACAUCCGAGGCAAUACCCUUCGUUUCCUGUGCAAACUCCGGGAACCAGAACUUAUCGAACCCCUCCUCUCGUCCGCACGCUCUUGCCUGGAGCACCGCCACGCCUACGUGAGAAAGAACGCCGUUUGGGCUGUCGCUUCUAUUUUCCAGCACUCCGAGUCCCUGAUUCCGGAUGCGCCCGAACUUCUCCAGACCUUCCUCGACACCGAAACCGACGGCACCUGCAAACGCAAUGCCUUCGCGGCCCUCAUGUCGAUCAGUCAUCAGAAGGCAUUGGAGUACCUCGCUUCCACAUUCGACAGCAUUCCCAACACGGACGAACUGCUGCAAUUGGCAGAGCUCGAGUUCAUUCGGAAAGACGCAGUGCAGAACGCUCAGAAUAAGGCGAAGUAUUUGCGCUUGAUCUUCGACCUCCUGGAUGCGUCGACUAGCACCGUCAUCUAUGAGGCUGCAACAUCCCUCACGGCACUCACCAGCAACCCGGUCGCCGUGAAAGCCGCGGCAGGCAAGCUGAUCGAACUGUGCAUCAAGGAGGCUGACAACAACGUUAAGCUCAUCGUACUCGACCGGGUCGACCAGCUACGCAUUCGCAACGAGGGUGUUCUCGAUGACCUAACCAUGGAAAUUCUACGUGUCCUGUCCAGCCCCGAUAUCGACGUUCGCCGGAAGGCCCUUGGAAUCGCUUUGGAAAUGGUAUCAAGCAAGAAUGUUGAGGAGAUUGUCAUGCUGCUGAAGAAGGAGCUCGCAAAGACUGUCGAUGAGCAGUAUGAGAAGAACAGCGAAUACCGCCAGCUCCUGAUUCAGUCGAUACACAACUGCGCCAUUCGGUUCUCGGAGAUCGCUGCAAGCGUCGUUGACCUUUUGAUGGACUUUAUCGCCGACUUCAACAACAACUCCGCCGUUGACGUGAUCUCGUUCGUGAAGGAAGUAGUGGAGAAGUUCCCUGCGCUCAGACACUCCAUUGUUGACCGGUUGGUCUCCACUCUGAGCGAAGUUCGUGCUGGAAAGGUCUACCGUGGCGUUCUCUGGGUUGUUGGUGAAUACUCUCUAGAGGAGCGGGAUAUUCGUGAGGCAUGGAAGCGGAUCAGAGCAAGUCUCGGCGAAAUCCCAAUCCUUGCCUCGGAACAACGUCUCCUGGACGAGGUACCGGAAGAUGCUGCUUUCAAGGACCAAGCCAACGGCCACAGCAAGCCGGCUGCUCCGACCGGAUCGCGCAAGGUGCUCGCUGACGGCACGUACGCCACUGAAAGCGCUCUCACUAGCCAGUCGGCUGCUGCGGCCCGCCUCGAAGCUGUCAAGGCCGCGCAGAAGCCUCCUCUUCGUCAGCUGAUCCUGGACGGUGACUACUACCUGGCUACUGUCCUUUCUUCUACUCUCACCAAAUUGGUUAUGCGCCACUCGGAAGUCUCCCAGGAUGCCGCCCGCACGAAUGCCCUGCGGGCAGAGGCCAUGCUCAUCAUGAUCUCGAUUAUCCGUGUUGGUCAAUCACACUUUGUUAAGGCACCUAUUGAUGAAGAUUCGGUGGAUCGCAUCAUGUGCUGCGUACGCUCGCUUGCCGAGUUCUCUGAGAAGAAGGAGCUGGAGACCACAUUCUUGGAAGACACCCGGAAAGCCUUCCGCGCCAUGGUUCAGGUCGAGGACAAGAAGAGGGCCGCCAAGGAGGCUGUUGAGAAGGCCAAGACUGCUGUGCAAGUUGACGAUGCUAUUCCGAUCCGACAGUUCACGAAGAAGGCGGCUGUCGAAGGUGCGGAGGAGAUUGAAUUGGAUCUCGCCAAGGCCACCGGCGGCGACUCGACGGUUGAGACUGUCUCCUCGAAGCUGAGCCGGGUUGUCCAACUGACUGGCUUCUCGGACGCUGUUUAUGCCGAGGCUUACGUUACGGUCCAUCAGUUCGAUAUUGUAUUGGAUGUUCUAUUAGUCAACCAGACCCUCGAGACUCUGCAGAACCUCAGCGUCGAGUUUGCGACCCUCGGCGACCUCAAGGUUGUUGAGCGACCCACCACCCACAACCUGGGACCCCGCGACUUCUUGAACGUGCAGGCUACAGUCAAGGUAUCGUCGACGGAUACUGGUGUGAUUUUCGGCAACAUUGUCUACGAUGGAGCCAGCUCCACGGAGACUCAUGUCGUGAUCUUGAACGAUAUUCACGCCGACAUCAUGGAUUACAUUCAACCCGCACACUGCACUGAGACUCAGUUCCGUACGAUGUGGACUGAAUUCGAAUGGGAAAACAAGGUCAACAUCAACUCCAAGGCCAAGAGCCUUCGUGAGUUCCUCAAGCAGCUCAUGGAGAGCACCAACAUGGCCUGCUUGACCCCUGAAGCCUCCCUUAAGGGCGAUUGCCGAUUCCUGAGCGCCAACCUCUAUGCCCGGAGCGUAUUUGGCGAGGACGCUCUGGCGAACCUAAGUAUUGAGAAAGAGGGUGAGGAUGGACCCAUCACCGGUUUUGUGCGGAUAAGAAGUCGUUCGCAGGGACUGGCUUUGAGCCUGGGGUCGCUGAAGGGCCUCAAGGCCUCCGCUGCAUGAAUCAAGUGUUGCCUUUGAAUCGUAUUUGAAUAGCCAUUACCCUGUUGUUGCCGGACCCACCGAUUUGUUUUGAACUUAUGCACCUAUUCACUCUUCUGUGUUCUUCUAAUGGACGACUUUUGUUGAUUAUUAUGGCUCUUCCGGUGUUGUACUACUGGAUGAGAGAAGACUUUAUUCCUCAAUGAAAGAUUUUAGAAUUC